Molecule: messenger RNA, 3176 nt
Organism: Engraulis encrasicolus (European anchovy)
Lineage: Eukaryota; Metazoa; Chordata; Actinopteri; Clupeiformes; Engraulidae
Product: inositol 1,4,5-trisphosphate receptor-interacting protein-like 2
Exons: 1
Coding region: 59-1669 (536 amino acids)
Source: RefSeq, a predicted model, not a curated record
GUGUGUGUGUUUAUGUGGCGUGUGUGUGCGUAAGGGGGAGAAAGAAAGAAAGAGGAGGAUGAGUGUUUACACGCUGAACCUGCGCGUGUUCUGGCCCCUCUUCACCUGCGUGCUCGCCACUCUCCUGCUCCUCCAUCACCUCACCCUCUGGGAUGUAGCCGCCGAGACAGCAGCAGCAGCAGCAGCAGCAGGAGAGGGGGAGCAGGGCUGCAGGGACCAGCAGCACUACGGCACCCUGUCCCUCCUCAAAUACCUCCUGGUGUUCGCUCUCUGCUACUUCUUCAUCCGCUACUGUGCCGCGGGACCUGGGGAGGAGGAGGGCAAGCGAGCCACCCUGGGUCGGAGCCUCCUGCUGGGGGAGAGCCACGCCAGGGCCAGGCGGGAGCUGCUGGAGGAGUACUACGAGCGGGAGGUGCGCCUGUCGCCCCACGUCCUGGGCCACAGCAAGGCGCACGUGGCCAAGCUGGUGAGCGAGCUGGUGAGGACGGGCCGCACCGACGGGCCGCCGGAGUCCUCGCUGGCCUUCCGCGGCGACCACGUGCAGAUCGGCAGCUCGUACGAGGAGCACAAGGUGGGCUCGCCGGACUGCUUCGAUAUCCUGGUGCCCCUGCGGCUGCCCCGCGGGCUGACGUUGGACACGGUGGUGUUUUCGGGGAAGGGUGCGGCGACGGUGGGAGGAGGAGGGCCGCCGCUUUGCACCAUGGAGACCCCGCGGAAGUCCGACUGGACCAAGAAGCACCGGGCGUUCUGUGAGGGCUUUCUGAGACCGCAUGGUUCAUCUCCCUCAUCCUCUCCCUCUUCCUCGUCCUCUUCCGCUCCCACUGCCACCACUGGUGCUGUCCAUCGCCUGAGCCCGGACUGUGUGCUGCGCUGGUUCUACCCGGCCGCCCAGCGCUGCCUGGCUACGGUACGCUACCCUUUCGAGCAGCGCUGCGCCAUCAGCCUCUCCCUGGGCGAGGAGCAGCGGGUGCAGCUGCGCCUGACUCCGCGCUCUGACUAUGUCUGCUGCCACAUCUCCAUGGGCGUGCGCCUCAUCCCCGCCUUCCCUCUUGGGGACUCGGCCUUCCUGGUUCCCGCCUCGGACCCGCGGUACCCGGGAGAGGACCUCUGGGCCGUCUACUUCCCCAAGCAGGAGCAGCGUCUGCUGGGCUGGCUCAAGGGCCGGCUCCCCUCCGCCGGCUCCUGCCACCUCAAGGUCCUCCAGCUGGCCAAGGAGGUGCGGGACCUGGGGGGCCAGACCCUGGACAACCAGGCGCGUGCCCAGUGGAGAGGGGUGCUGUCCUCCUACGCCCUGAAGACGGCCUGGCUGCGGCUGCUCCUGACCACCCCUCCGGAGGCCUGGGAAGAGCGCCACCUGGUGGAGCGGCUGGAGGACCUGCUGCGCAGCCUCAGAGAGGGGCUGCAGGGCUGCGUCCUGAGACACCUGUUUCUUGGGGGAGACGCGGCUAGGCUGCUCCCUGAGUCCGUGGCCAUGGCUCUGCCAAAGGUGGUGAAGGACACGGCCACGCCCUCCAACCUGUGGGAGGGUUCGAGCCAGGCGUCUCUGGAGCUGGUGGCGGCCCGCCUGGCGUACACCUGGGCACACCUGCACCGACUCAUCCGCCUGGGGCGGCCCCAGAGGAGCAGCCUGGGAAGGGGCCUGCACUGCAAGCACAUCGAGGCGGAGUGAUUACGACAGCAGCACCGAUACGCAGCCCAACCCUAACUCCAGAUCACAGUGACAUCAGACAAGCUACUUUAUGAAGUGAAGCAGUGUACUGCCAGUUUCAGGAUUCUAUACAAGAAGUGGCAUGUACAGUUUAUGUCUAUGUGGCUCACAUACUGGUUGCUGCUUAACCUGCUUUGAAGGCGUCUGUUAUCAUUUUGACAGAGACCCCAGCAGCCUAACCCAAACCCCAGAUCGGUUUUAAACAGCAAUGCAGCAACAGUUACCAGGAAUUGAAGAGGGGGGUGGGGAGUCCCUUCGCCUCAGGGCGUCAUGGUACAAAGAGGAUAGUGAUUUGUUUGUGACUAAUGCUUGAGGUGUUUGUUCUCAAGGGAUAUUUCUCAACAGCCAUAUGUGCCUCUUACCGUUCACCAAAGAUGUCAACCUUAUUUGUUGAUAUGCUGGUUUAUAUGUUUUCAGUGUUAGGGAACACAGUGUUAACUCGUUGAGGCCUUAUUCAGAUAUUAUGACAUAGCAGAUGUUAUAUAUUUUAUUUUAUAUAUACUUAUUGUUUUAUUGAGACCUAGCCUGUGUGUUGAAGGGCAUGCCGCAUGUUGCCACUUAAGUAUGAUUUAUUGGGCAAGUAUUGCACACACUUCAUAUUUCGUUUAGAAUGUAACGGUCCGCUUGUUCAUUUGCACUGUGACUUUUAAUUCUAAUGGAGAUGUUUGGGGUUUUUUUUAAACAAGAAAUUGAUUGCUAUGAAAAAAUAGACUAAAGUAGGAAUGGAUGGUUGAGCCAUGUGGGUUUAAGCUCAAUCUUUAUUUUGCCAAUCAGUAUAAGUUGCCUACCGAAGAUCUACUCUGUAGGGUAAGCAGUUUGGGUGUCAAAGCAAAGAUCCAAUGAUAGUGAUCCCUGAUAGAUAGAUUGCCUUGAAUGUAUGGGGUUGCACAGAUUAAGCCUUUUUGGUACAGCACAAGUUGCCGGCUUCUGGCAACAAUGGCUCUUACUUUGAAGCAUGCCGCAGUUGUUACACUAUGUAGCUGUUGUUGUCGUUAUUAUUUUUUUUAGUACUGUCUUAUUUAUCUUGGUACUCAUCAGGGACGUAAGUAAUUACAGGAAACAUUCCAGCUUUGUAGGCAUAAUUGCUGUUUUCGUUUGGGAAACCAUGAUGGAGACACCAAAGCGACGUGUCUUUUUCAGUUAGCUGUUUCAGAUACCAGAUCAUGCUAGUUAGAGGAAGUAGUCUGAAUGGUACCGUCAAAACAGAGCAGUAGAUUUGGCCACACCGGUGUUGGCUGUGUGGUCCCCAGUGGCCGAUGGUUCAAACAAGGCUUCCGUUCAUCCCAGAGCAGCGUGAAGACUGGGGGUCAAAGGUCAGCAUAGUAUUUCUGUUCAUGUAAGACACACUCGCACAGUCGCACACUGCACUGACACAUAGUCACACAAUCACACACAUGCACUCUCUCUCUCUCGCUGUCUCUCUCUCUCUCUCUCUCUCUCUCUCUCUCUCUCUCUCUCUCCCUCUCCC